AUGACGACUUUUGUACCCUUGGCGCCCGACAGUGAGGGCACUGCCUCGGCUGCUGCUGCUGCCGACUGGCUUCUACAAAUAAUAGUAAAAGAAAAUAAAGAACGAGCGAAUGCAUAUUACAAUCAGUUCCUCGAACAAUUUGAACUCGACGCGACAACAGGAGAGCAGCAUAUACGUGAUCAUAUGCAACUCUUUGAAUUGUUUCUGUCGGAGCAUGCAUUAGUCUUCGAAUAUGCAGCAAAAGCACGACAGCAACAACAGGAGCCGCAAGGGAAGAAGAGCUACGCGGAGGUUUUGCAUGAAGUGGAAGAUUUCUUUUCGCUGCUGAUGGCGAUGGUUGUCCUCCGCAUGCAUGACCCCGAAAAAGCGGGUCAUGCUGCUGCCACUUUCUGCGCUGUUUUUCGUUCAUCUACUGAAAUGCCAGAGUUCCGCUUGCACCUACUGCAGUGUCUGUACAACGCAUUCCCUCCGUCGUUCCCCUAUCGCUUCACGAUUUUCGUGGCCGCACUGGAGUAUGCCGCAGAGACCAAACUUUUUCAUUUAAUGCUCCCCUAUGUAAAAUACAUUAGUGACUGGAUGCAAGACUGGAAUCUGACGCCUGCUGCGAAGCGGCAGAUCUUUUUGAUAUUAGCCAGUGAACUGAAGAAGCUUGGCAAAAGCGAAGAGGCCUACACGUUUUUGAAGCGCCACGUACAACUCUUUCAACACGAGAAAGAAGAAAUUCUAACGGAUGGGGCGACGGUGUCAGCAGCAGCGGAGUUGAUUGAAGACAGCAUCCGAUUGCCAGACGUGAUGGUGUUCGAUGAUUUAGUGAAUUUACACGCAGUUCAAUAUCUGGCACAUACAUCGCAUGCAGAGCUCUUUCAGUUACUGCGCUUGUUUGUCAAUAAAGGUCCAGUAGAGUUAGAAUCGUUCAAGCAACAUUACCCCCAUGUUUUCGAAAACCAUGGUCUCAAUUACGACCAGUGCCUCGCAAAAAUUCGACUACUCGCAAUCGCUUCGCUCGUAAACAGAGGGAAGAGAGAGAUGUCGUUGAAGUCUAUAGCGGACGCGUUGCGUGUAGACGAAGCAGCUGCAGAGGAAGUAGCCGUACAAGCCAUCGGCCAGGGCACAAUUGACGCAAAAAUUGACCAAAUGGCAAAAGUUGUUCAUAUUAGAUCAGCAAUGCAGCGUGAGUUUGGUAGGCCGCAGUGGGAAGAACUGUUAGAACGCCUGGAGUGUUGGCAAGACGGAGUGCGGGCUCUGUUGAGUACUAUGAAGAUUGUCAAGCAACAAGUGUCUGCAGCAGCUGCCGCUCAGGCUUCUUCUAACGCAAUGCUGCCUUCCAACGUAUCUGCUGGUGUUUCGUUUGGACCUGGCGCUUCUGGCGGUGGUACUCCAAUACCAGCUGCAGCUCCAAAACUAGCCAGCAGUAUUACUGAAAUACGAGAAGGCGGCUUUAUUGACAGCGGAGCACAAGACGGAGAAGAAAACGAGAAGAAAAAACCUACAUACGGCACAUAUCUACUCGUGAGCAGAAGUAUGAUAAAAAGCAUUUCACCGAAGCUGCAGCAGCAAACGGAAACGGAUGUUGGAGAGAAGGCGGAGAAGCUCUAUAUUCGUACUCGUAGUAAUAUAAGUGUUAGUAGUAAUACUAUCAGAAGUGUUUUUAGUAGUUGA
Molecule: messenger RNA, 1659 nt
Organism: Ochotona princeps (American pika)
Lineage: Eukaryota; Metazoa; Chordata; Mammalia; Lagomorpha; Ochotonidae
Product: eukaryotic translation initiation factor 3 subunit M-like
Exons: 11
Coding region: 1-1659 (552 amino acids)
Biological process (GO): cytoplasmic translational initiation
Cellular component (GO): cytoplasm; eukaryotic translation initiation factor 3 complex
Molecular function (GO): translation initiation factor activity
Source: RefSeq, a predicted model, not a curated record